This is a messenger RNA of Acanthosepion pharaonis, 474 nucleotides long. The record is from the annotation of a GenBank genome assembly. Lineage: Eukaryota; Metazoa; Mollusca; Cephalopoda; Sepiida; Sepiidae.
AUGUGUUGCUUGCCUUUUUUCACCUUAACACUUAUCAACCACUCUCUUUUUACUGUUUUCUCUAUCUAUCUCAGUCCUUCUCUCAAUUUUACUCUGAAGAUCUUUUCCCUAUCUCUCUCUCAGUCUGUUUCGAUAUAUCUUACUCUGUUAAUCUCUCACAUAUUCAUAUCUAUCUAUCUAUCUAUCUAUCUAUCUAUCUAUCUAUCUAUCUAUCUAUCUAUCUAUCUAUCUCAGACUAGUCAUAUCUAUCUAUCUAUCUAUCUAUCUAUCUAUCUAUCUAUCUAUCUAUCUCAGACUAGUCAUAUCUAUCUAUCUAUCUAUCUAUCUAUCUAUCUAUCUAUCUAUCUAUCUAUCUAUGAUAAUAAGCAAACGCAGACUUUAAUUAUCCAUUUCUGUAAAGAGAGGAAUAUAGAAAUUAGAAUUAAUUAUCUAUCUAUCUAUCUAUCUAUCUAUCUAUCUAUCUAUAAUAUAUAA